Trichoplusia ni (cabbage looper) is the source of this 4729-nucleotide messenger RNA. It is a transcript of the gene scny, whose product is annotated as ubiquitin carboxyl-terminal hydrolase 36. Gene Ontology annotation, molecular function: cysteine-type deubiquitinase activity; cysteine-type endopeptidase activity. The transcript has 12 exons. Gene Ontology annotation, cellular component: nucleus; cytosol. The coding region runs from base 240 to 2807 and encodes 855 amino acids. The record is from RefSeq and is a predicted model, not a curated record. Gene Ontology annotation, biological process: protein deubiquitination; regulation of apoptotic process. Lineage: Eukaryota; Metazoa; Arthropoda; Insecta; Lepidoptera; Noctuidae.
AGUAAUUUAUUGAAUGACUAAUGUUACUGGCAACAUCGCUGGUUGUCGUCGUGCGUGGAUCACUCGGUUUGAUUCGUUUCGUUUUCCUUUUACAGCAUUAUUAUUUUCUAAUACACAUGUCUAGGGUAUUUAUAUAGGAAGUUUUGUCGAUUUUUUGUCAAUACUGCGUUUAAGAUUGUUUCUCAAAUUAUGAAGUGCUCUGUGCUCUGAUAACGUGAUAGUGCAAUUUUGGAGGUAAAAUGCCCGCUUCCAUUUGCGACCCAGUAACAAGCGCAUUGCGUUUAUCUCUUACGCCUGACGAACCUCAAAGCUCUUCUUUAUUAGACAGUAGACUUUAUUCGUCAGCGAAAAGUGUUCUUCUCUCUAAGAUUGAGUUUGAAGAAUCUGGUGAUUAUCAAAGCAAUGUUCUUGAUGGGCUUAAAUCUAAGUACGUGGUGAUCCGACCUAAAAAAUCAUUACAUGAUAAUAAAUUACACAAAAAAGAGUGCAGUGUUGCUGGCCAAUCAUCAGAGAGUAUUAAAAAUGCGGAAGAAGGCUUACCUAAACCAAAAAGAGUUUUAUUUCCUGUUGAAAAAGUUCACUUGGGGUGGCCAAAUGGUGAGCCAUGGACAGCAGGUACCGGCAUGCAAAAUGUGGGGAACACAUGCUACUUGAACUCCACUUUGCAGGCUUUGUACCAUGUGCCUGCCCUUGCCAACUGGCUGGUCAUGGAAGAAGCACAUUAUCAGAAAUGCAACCAACAAGAAGCCUGUGUGAUAUGUGGUAUGCGGUUAACAUUACUGGCCACACAAAAAGGCGGUGGAGGACCCAUAAAACCCUGGCAGGUGUAUUCUAAGCUACGCCUCAUAUGUAGACACUUGACUCCUGGCAGACAAGAAGAUGCACAUGAGUUUUUAAGAUAUUUAGUGGAGGCAAUGGAAAAAUGCUACUUAAACCGAUUUAUAAAUGCUGACAAAUUUGAUCAGUACAGUAAAGAGACAACUCCUUUGAAUCAGAUUCUUGGUGGGUAUUUGCGCUCUACAGUGAGAUGUCUAGCAUGUCACCACCUGUCAACAACUUAUCAGCAUUUCCAGGACUUACUUUUAGACAUAAGAAAACACUCUACACUAGAUGAAGCUUUAGACUCAUUCUUCUCACGUGAAAGAUUGGAAGAUUUGGGUUACAAAUGUGAGGCAUGCAAUAAGAAGGUAUCGGCUACAAAACAGUUUUUUGUGGAACGAGCGCCUAUGGUUCUUUGCAUAGCUCUGAAACGGUUUUCAUUAGCUGGAGGGAAACUCUCAAAACAUGUACAAUUUAGGAAAAAGAUCACUCUUAACAAAUACAUGUACAACAAAAAUCAUCAACAGUUGUCUUAUAAAUUAGUCAGUUUAGUCACACAUCUGGGACCAUCACAGAAUUGUGGUCAUUACACUGCAAUAGGUCAGGCACCAAAUGGCAAUUACUACCAAUUUGAUGACAGCUGUGUGCGACCACUGCCACUGUCAGCUGUGCUGGGCACCAAUGCAUAUAUUAUGUUCUUUGAAAAAGAUAAUACUAUGGAAGAAACUUCUACUUCCGCCGCAUCUACCUCAAGUGUUGUUUAUGGACCACAGCUCCCAGAUAACAUACUAAAUAGAGACAAGAGUCCCUUAAAACAAACUUUCUACAGAAGUGAAGAAAGAAAGCCGGUUCUCCUAAACAGCACUGCAGUAGAAAUUGCGAAGCCUGAUGUGAAACCUAUUAUUUUAAACAGCACAUUAGGCAAGGCAACUGAGUCAAGCAGUUUUAAUUCUGAACCUUGGGUGGUAAAACAAAAUGGUGAAGUGGAGAAAUUAGUUCAACCUCCAAAAAUUUUAAAUGGCGUCGAUAAAGUAGGCAUUAAACUAGAAGAAGAUAAAAAACCAACUUUGGUAAUUAAGCGCCAAAACGGCGAUGAAAUCCAAUCAAAACCUAAACUGCCAAAGAGCGACUCAGAUCUCAGAUUAGUCAUUAGUAAUUCAAAAGGGAUCGAAAAAACUGCUUCCACAAGCAAACUUGUGAAAACACCUAAGUCUCCAUUAGAGAAGUUGGAAGAGCAAAUGAACAGAAGUGAUUCAUCUGGACUAUCACCGCGGAAUGGCUGCAUGGGUUCACGGUUAGUUCCAUACGAUUCUGAAUCAAGUGGCGAUGAAAGAAAUGAAAGAUUGAGCGAAGACGGGGUUAAAAGCCGGCCUAAACCUAGCCGCUGUGAAUCGCCGCGAGCACUCGUCGUCACCACCAAGAGCAUGCACCACGCCUGGACCGUGUCCAGCGAGAAGAGCGGCCCCCUGCUCAGCCCGAGUCUCAAUGGAGUGACCAACAAAAAGGUAAAAGAGAAGGAGGAGCGUCGGGCGGAGAACGAACAGAGUCCGAACACGAGCGUCAGUAGCAUGUCGCCACUGAGCGACCGCAGCGGGGCGGGCGCGGGGUCCACCCUGCGCCACUUGCAGACGGCCUCGCACCGCGGCUAUGGAGCUCCUGUCUCUUCCUGGAAUGGCAGCCACAGUGCUCUCUCGCGACAGGUGUUCGAUGAGCGGCGAGAAGAGCGCAAACGGGCCUCAGAAGCUACAGAUGAGAUGGAUCGAGGGCGUAAUAAGAAAGUGAAAAAGUUUCAUAAUUACAACCGUUUUAAUAAUAGUAGGAAUGGAUACAAUCCCUUUCAGGAAAAGCAAAACAAACCGCAUUGGAAUGGAAAUUACAAAUAUCGAAGUGAACGACGCUCUUCCCAUCACUUUAAUAAACACCACAACAACAAGUACAAAAGAUUUAACAGGUACAGUAAUGGUCACCACUAUCCAAGACAUCAUUGACCCGCGGUUGUCUGGUGUUCACUCGUUUGUGUAAAUAGAUAACAUAUGGACUUAAAACUCAUAGUUAAAAUAAGCAUUCAUAGAUACGAAAAAUAGAUAAAAUUACGUCAUUUUUGAAGUUAUUGUUCUGCUACCGGCCAUACAGUCCAAACCGAGCAAUUACAUGUUAGUAUUAUUAUUUUUGUAGCGAAAUAUAAAAUAAUGAAGAGUAACAUUAAUUACUGCCAGCCUUUACCCGUGAAUGCGCAUAGUGCCCUCGUGAGACGUUUAUUAUCUAUAGUAAUUGUAGCCAAAUUUUGGAUGUUGUGAUUUAAGAAUUACUAACAUAGCGUGGCAUAUUUUCUACCGAAUCGGAGGGAAUAUUUGUGCAAAUAGUUUAUAUUAAAAAAAUAUUAGGUUCCAUUGAAUUAAGGAUAAUGUUAUUAUAAAUUGGCGCAAAAGUAAUAUAGUAAGGACUAAGCUUAUUUAUAUCUACAAGCCUUAUAAAGUAUAGAUUUUUCCAUGCGAUAAGUAAUCUACGUACACAUUGACCUAAGAGCAAAAGUUUGCGCAAAUCCUUAAGUCUACAAAGCAGUGUUUUUGUUAUACUAAGGAAAAGCGAUGGACGGGGACUGUUACUAUUGAAGCAUUUUAUUUAUUGAACAUUGUUGUCUACAUUCAUGCCCCACAUGGUUUUGAGUAGUUCAACGCCGAUGGUAACAGGGAGCCCGCUAGCUAUUAUAUACGCUAUUUUAUACCUAUGUAUCUAUAAUUUAAUAUACAUUGUAAAUUUUGAAUUUUAUGGAAUAUAUUUAGACAAAUAGAGACGGGGGCAGCUGAUAUAAAAUGAGUUUGUUAAACACUGCUCAUGUUGUUAUUACUUUUUUUUGUUGACCCCGCAGCAGUAUCUGUAAUAUGACUGAAAGUAAUUAUGUUUUUGUUUUAGUUACUGUUACCUUUUAAAUAUGUAAUUAUUUUUCCCUAGUGAAGAAAUAGGUACUCAUUAUUAUUCACAUACUUCCUUACGAUGUCCUUUGAUUAAGUACCUUUAUCUCUUCUUCGUUAUAUUCUGUAGUAUAUAGUUGUAGUCAUUACAAAGAUAUUGUAUUUUGCUUAUAAUUGUGUACAAAAUAUAAGAUUUUUGAUGAUGAUUAUAUUAGGCUGAACCCGUCUUAUUCGAGGAUGUUGCUUAGUUCAGAAGAUAAAUGUAAUUAUUUAGUUUUAUUUACAAAAUAAUGCUUAAUUGUUUUAUUGGAUAGACUAAAGUUACUUGAGCCUUUCUUGUACUGUUCACUGUCAUUAUCGUACAUUUGACUAUGUGUUACCUGAAAAUUGUAUUGGUGAUAGUGUUAAGUCUGUGUGAUUGUAGUACAAGAGUGGAAUUUUAUUUGACGAUUUAAACUAUUCUGUGUAUUUAGAGAAUAUGACCUCCAAGUAAGCUUCCGUUAUAAAAAAGUAAAGCAAUAAAAUGUAAACACCGUCACAUGUUUGUUAAAUAGUAAAGUUGUUAAACUGAAUGAGACCAUCUCGUUAGCAUAUUUUUAGUAUACUUUAAUUUUCAAUAGUGACCAUUAAAUACGCUUGUUGCGUUCAAAAUAAACAGUAAUUAAAUAAAUUAUGUAUAUUACCAUGAAGGGAGAAUAAAGUUUCUUCAAAUGAAGUCGCGGUUGUGAUACAAAGGGGGCCCUUUUGUAAAGUGUUACGAGAUUGUUCCAUUUUAAAGAAGAGAUCUUGCCAUUUGUCUGUAUAGCUAAAUCUCUUCUUAUUAUUGGAACAAUAGUGGUUCAUAAACAUUAUAAAAUGGCUGCUUUACUAAAUUGAAAGUUAAGAACUGUUACAAAAUGCCCUAUAAAACAUUUUGAUGAAGACUUAUGAGUUCUCUAAAAAGCAAGUGAAAUAACUUUCGGCGCAAUAUAAAAGUGAGAAACAAAAAUAUCACAGUA